ACAAUUGCUGUGGGAUUGGAUCGAGUGUCUGGCUGCAUGUUCACAUGAAUCUGCACACCAGUAUGGCUUCAAAUGAAACAAAUGCGCUUCAGGAAAUGCUUAAAACUAUUGAUUUUGAGGAGCUCAUCCUGGCGUUCUGCUUGUCGAUACUGAUCGGUCUGCUCAUCGGGAUCCUGAUUUUCCUCCUCCUCACAUGGAUGUCAAGAACCAGAGCUUCAGUCAGGAUCACCAGACAUCAAACCCAGUCUUCGGAAUCGAAAAGCUGCCACCUCAAACACUACAAGAGUCACGGCUUUGACAAAAACACUGAAUAUGCUGGAAGAGCUGCUUUAAACCUGCACAGGCAAACCUCUGUAGACCCCAAUGAGCUGCUAGGGAGAAGCCCCAGCUUUCAAAACUCCACUUUUCGGCCUCCUGUAAAAAAGACUAAGAAGACCAGCGAUGAAAUGGAGGAUGAUAAUCAAGCUGCUUUACUUCCUAACAUCACAGAUCCAUUUAGUAUGGAGCCAGCAGAGUCCUUCUGGCUGGGGAAAGGCAGUCUAAGAGGUUUUCUACCCAGACAGACUCCACCACCUGCUUAUGACAGUGUCAUUCACAUCUUUCAGGAGACCUGUACCUGACUGAAUUGUGAUUGCUAUGGACCUGCAAAAGAUCGUACAUAAAUCCCUAAACAUGGAUUAACCAGAACAAAAGGGAGAAAAUCCAUUAAAAACCUUGAAAGGGAUCUGACUUAUUUGCAUUACUAACUCUUUGCAAUAAGGUGCCAUUUGUUAGAGGUAUAGUUCACCCAAAAAUGAAACAAUGCAUGGACUCAUUAUUUACUCCACAUCAAGUGGUUCUAUACCUUUAUGAGUUUCUUUAUUCUGUUGAACACUAAAUAUAAUAUUUGAGAAAAGCUGAAAACCUGUAAUAAUUGACUUCCAUAAUAGGAAAAGCAAAUACUAUUGAAGUCAACAGUACACAGUUCUUCAUUUGUGUUUAACACAAGGGCGUAGGUUUGCACUUGACAUGGGUGGGGACGCGUG
Molecule: messenger RNA, 1025 nt
Organism: Danio aesculapii
Lineage: Eukaryota; Metazoa; Chordata; Actinopteri; Cypriniformes; Danionidae
Gene: myct1b
Product: myc target 1b
Exons: 2
Coding region: 45-620 (191 amino acids)
Cellular component (GO): nucleoplasm
Source: RefSeq, a predicted model, not a curated record